This is a messenger RNA of Drosophila guanche, 2517 nucleotides long. It is a transcript of the gene NPFR, whose product is annotated as neuropeptide F receptor. Lineage: Eukaryota; Metazoa; Arthropoda; Insecta; Diptera; Drosophilidae. Gene Ontology annotation, molecular function: neuropeptide Y receptor activity. The transcript is spliced from 5 exons. Gene Ontology annotation, biological process: G protein-coupled receptor signaling pathway. The coding region runs from base 301 to 1887 and encodes 528 amino acids. The record is from RefSeq and is a predicted model, not a curated record. Gene Ontology annotation, cellular component: membrane.
UUGCAUAAGUUUUGGGGCAGGCAGCAACUGCGCCUGAGCAAUGCAAUCAGGGAUAGGGACUUGUGCAGCAAGUUGCUGCCGCUGCUCAAAGAUGCCCCAAAGUCCAAUAAUUUCGUAGAAAGUUCUCUCUGUGUGUUUGGCAUAAAUUCUUCGAGCUUCGAGAAUUCAUUUGCAGCAAGUUUGUGCAGCGGCAGCUGAGGCAUCCGCUUAAAUGCUCAACAGCAGCACCCCGAACCCCCGCACAUAAAUCUCUUUCUUGUCUCCCUUCGCGCAGCGAGUGCAUUCGAAAGUGCAGACUAAAUGAAUAAGUGCUGCCCCAUAGGAACAGGAAACAAUCGUAUCGCAGAUACAAGCAGGGAGAGGCACCCAGAGGAACAGAACACUCCCGAGGCAGUGGGAGGAGAGAAGAUGAUAAUCAGCAUGAAUCAAACGGAAUCGAAACCGAGCUGGAGCGGCAGUGUCCGCUUCCUCGACGAGCAGCAUCCGCUGGACUAUCUGGAGGUGGGUGUGGCCCUCGUGAAUGCCAGCAGCAGCAGCAGCAGCGCAGAGUACAACGAAACGGGCAGUGGACCGCUGGACCCGGAGCUGGUCGAACGCUUCCUCAGCAAUCGGGCAGUGGACAGUCCCUGGUACCACAUGCUAAUUAGCAUGUACAGCGUCCUCAUCGUGUUCGGGGCUCUGGGCAACACGCUGGUCGUCAUUGCCGUUGUCCGCAAGCCAAUUAUGCGCACGGCCCGCAACCUCUUCAUACUCAAUCUGGCCAUCUCUGAUUUGCUUUUAUGCCUGGUCACCAUGCCGCUGACAUUGGUGGAGAUUUUGACCAAGUACUGGCCCCUCGGCUCCUGCUCCAUUCUGUGCAAAAUUGUGGCCAUGCUGCAGGCACUUUGCAUAUUCGUUUCGACAAUAUCCAUAACAGCCAUUGCCUUUGAUCGCUAUCAGGUGAUUGUCUAUCCCACGCGGGACAGUCUGCAGUUUGUGGGAGCCGUGACCAUACUGGCUGGCAUUUGGCUGCUGGCGCUGCUCCUGGCCUCUCCGAUGUUCAUCUACAAGGAGCUGCUGAGCGAGGACACGCCGCUGCUGCUGCAGCAGAUUGGGCUGCAGGAGCAAAUCAGAUUCUGCAUCGAGGACUGGCCGAGCAGCAACGGCCGCUUCUACUACUCGAUCUUCUCGCUGUGCGUGCAGUAUCUGGUGCCCAUCCUGAUCGUGUCGGUGGCCUAUUUCGGGAUCUACAACAAGCUGAAGAACCGCAUCACCGUCGUCACCGUGCAGGCGGCCUCGUCGCAGCGCAAGGUGGAGCGGGGCAGGCGCAUGAAGCGCACCAACUGCCUGCUGAUAAGCAUUGCCGUCAUCUUUGGGGUGUCGUGGCUGCCGCUGAACUUUUUCAAUCUGUACGCGGACAUGCAGCGCUCGGGCUCGGGGCCCAGCUCGAACAUGCUCGUGAUGUACGCCAUUUGCCACAUGAUCGGCAUGAGCUCGGCCUGCUCCAAUCCCCUGCUCUAUGGAUGGCUCAAUGACAACUUCCGUAAAGAAUUUCAAGAACUCAUAUGUCGUUGCACUGAAUCCACUAAUGUUGCUCUUAAUGGUCACACGACAGGCUGCAACGUGCAGGCGGCAGCGGCGCGGCGGCGGCGCAAGCACGGCCACGCCGACAUCUCCAAGGGCGAGCUGAAGCUGCUCGGCCACAGCGGGGCAGGUGGCGGCGGGGGUGCCAACGGUGGCGAUGGUGGCGAUGGUGGCGAUGGUGGUGUGAGCGUUGCAGCCACCGAUUUCAUGACCGGACAUCAGGAUUGUGGACUGCGUAGCGCCAUGACCGAGUCUGUGGCGCUCACCGAGAAUCCCAUGCCCACGGAGGUCACCAAGCUGAUGCCUCGUUUGGAACAAUACUAAAUUGCAUUUGUUGUGCUUGUACUCCUCCAUUUCCCCUACGACUUGCGCUACAUCCAGGCCACCCCGAGCCGGAGGAGGAGCAGCGAGAGCCGUGAGAAUCGUCUGAGUGCGAGUGAAGGAACGAGCGAGCGGACGAUAUAUUUAUUGUCCAGUGAUCCAAAGCCAAGCUGAGUUACACCUAGGUUUAAGACAGCCAACGAGGAGUAUAAUAACCCAUAAAUAGUACAUAAUAUAAUCGAUAAUCUAUGCCCAAAUCAUCAUCACUUUCUUUGGUAAGAAAAGACUUGGUCUAGACUUGGACUAUUUUGGGUUGGUAAUUUCGUUUCCUAUCGAAUUCCGAAGAGUAAUUGUAUGAGCCCACAACUGAAAUUCGGUCAUUCGAUAAGUCGCUUAUAAGUUGCCAUUAAAACAGUUCCUAAACACUUUCAUUUCCCCUCUCGAAAGCCGCGAUACCUUUUCGAAUAAGCUAGUACAUAAUUGCAUACAUAAAUACAUAGUUCAUACAUAAUUACAUGUAGUAGACAUUCAGCGCAUCAUUUUCUACGGUUAAGCACACUCAAAGUUCGCAUAAUAAUUGUCAUCUGUAUAAUAAUAUAAUCGGAGUGCAGUAACCUUAGAGUAAAUGUCAGU